CAAUAAAGGCCGGAAGAGCUAGUUCUAUGGAAAGAUACAGAAGACAGAACAACCAACUGCCAACUGCGUGUCAGUGAGAGGGAAGACGAGGAGAGCUUUUUUAACCUGAUUUAAUCUUCCACUCUGUUGCCAUGGAGACGUUGAGUCGUGCCAAUGGGGCGUUUGCGCUGGACCUGUACCGCGCCCUGAGCAAGGACGGCGCCGGCGGCAACCUGCUCCUCAGUCCCCUGAGCAUCAGCACCGCGCUAGCCAUGGUGUACCUGGGGGCUCGCUCACGCACAGAGGCAGAGAUGGGCAAGGUGAUGCGAUUCGAUCAGGUGUCUGAUGUCCACUCUCAUCUUCACACUCUCAUGGGGAAAAUCUCCGCCCCCAGCUCCUCCCAUGUUCUUAAACUGGCCAAUCGCCUUUUCGGAGAGAAAACCUUCAGCUUCUCACCAGAAUUCCUGGGAGGGAUAGAGAAGAACUACCUGGCUGAGUUGCAAGCGAUGGACUUCCUCCAGGCUGCUGAGGAGGCCAGACUCACCAUCAACCAGUGGGUGAAGGACAAGACUGAGGAUAAGAUUGAGGAGCUGCUGAAGGCAGGAGUGUUGACAGGAAUGACGCGUCUGGUUCUGGUGAAUGCUGUCUACUUUAAGGGCAGCUGGAUGCAUCGCUUUAGGGAGAAGAACACCAAACAGAUGCCCUUCACGAUCAGCUCGACUGAGACUCGGCCGGUGCAGAUGAUGUCCCAGGUGACAAAGCUUCCCUAUGGCUGGGUUCCUGAGCUGAACCUUCAGGUGCUGGAACUGCCUUACACACAGAAGCAGCUCAGCAUGUUCAUCCUGCUGCCUGAGAAACCAUCUCUAAGCAAGCUGGAGAGCAAGCUGACUAUUGAGAAGCUUCUAGAAUGGACAGACCCCGCCAACCUUGACGAUGGCAGUGAUGUGGUCCUGCAUCUGCCCCGCUUCAAGCUGGAGACCAGCGUCUCCCUGGGCGACACGAUGUCCGGGCUUGGCAUGGGCUCGCUUUUCGAUGCGGCCAGCGCCGACCUGACGGGCAUGAGUGGUGACGGCGGGCUCUUUAUCUCCACGCUGGCGCACAGCGCCGUGUGCGACGUAACCGAGGAGGGCACAGAGGCGGCGGCGGCCACCGCUGGUGUAGCGUCCUUCUGCAUGAUUCAGGAAGAGCACUUCAAGGCCGACCACCCCUUCCUCUUUCUCAUCAUGCACAACCCCACGCGCAGCAUCCUCUUCCUCGGGCGCUACUGCGGGCCAGAGUGAGGGAUGAACUGGGUACCUCACCUUUUCCAUUGGAAACCACUAAGCCAUUGUGCCUACGACGGAGUAUUAGGUCCACAUGAAGGGGAUUUUUUUGCCAUUUUGAGAAUAAAGUGGAAAUGACAAAAAUAAAGUUUAAAUACCAUUUAAACUUUAUUAUAAAGUUGAUAUGUUGAGAAUAAAGUCGAAAUGACUAGGUUUCACACUCCAAGAGUUAACUUUAUUUUCGAAUGUAUUCUCAAAAUGAAAAAAAAAUAUUCCUCCUGAUUUUGAAUAACAAAGCACUAAGUCUGAUAAGUAGUACUGUAAUGUAACACAACAGAAUCAGUUUGUACCAUUUUAGAACAGGACAUUACCCAGUCCUCCUCAGUCUCCCCAGUACUGUCUUAAACCUAAUACCAUCGUAACUCAUUUUAUAAACUCUUCAUGGUUUACGUCUGUCACACAAAGUCACUAGUUUGCCUCCGAGUUUAAAUAAAGUUGAAUAAACUUGUAUAAAUCUGAA
Clupea harengus (Atlantic herring) is the source of this 1761-nucleotide messenger RNA. It is a transcript of the gene serpinb1, whose product is annotated as serpin peptidase inhibitor, clade B (ovalbumin), member 1. Lineage: Eukaryota; Metazoa; Chordata; Actinopteri; Clupeiformes; Clupeidae. Gene Ontology annotation, molecular function: serine-type endopeptidase inhibitor activity. Gene Ontology annotation, biological process: negative regulation of endopeptidase activity. The record is from RefSeq and is a predicted model, not a curated record.